Molecule: messenger RNA, 3256 nt
Organism: Musca domestica (house fly)
Lineage: Eukaryota; Metazoa; Arthropoda; Insecta; Diptera; Muscidae
Exons: 2
Coding region: 153-3140 (995 amino acids)
Biological process (GO): DNA replication
Molecular function (GO): DNA binding; nucleotide binding; DNA-directed DNA polymerase activity
Source: RefSeq, a predicted model, not a curated record
CAUUGGGAGAAACUGCAUAUGGAGAUCCGAGUAUAACCUCUUCAUAUAACGUAGACAUACACCAAGAUGUCAUUAUUCUGCAGUCUGGAAUAUCGCUAAAUUUCGAACAAUUAAAUUUCCCAUUGGGUCUUAAAUAUAUAAAAAAAUUUGAAAUGAACAACCCUGAGAUCAGCGUAAAUGUUUUCGGUUAUGAAAACAAGUCGGUCGUUGGUCCAUAUUACUUAACAAAGGAGACGAAAAGCAAUCACAUUAAUUUAAUAUUGCUGCACAAUGAAGAAAAUUUUCAUUACAUUUUGGUUAUGGAUAUGUCUUGUCUUAUGCGGUCUCAAUUCACAAGUCAUAAGGAGAAAGGUUAUUUUUGUUUUGGAUGCCUGCAAUGUUUCCACGAUGAAAAUAAAUGUAUGACUCACAAAAAGCAGUGUGGAAAAGUAGUCUGUGCCCUGCCGAACAAAAAAGAAGCCGUACUGAAGUUCGUCAAUCACAAGAAAAAGGAUAAGGUGCCUUUCGUUAUUUAUGCUGACUCCGAAAGUGUACUGGAAGACGUGCAGGAAGAUGAGAACAAUGGGGCGAGUAAAAAAACGGAAAAGGUAAAGAAGCAUAUUCCAUGUGCUUUUAGUUAUUUUAUUAAAUGUAGUUUUAGUGAAAAUUUAAAUAAGUUAUUUAUAUAUAGUGGACCCGACGCAGCAAAUGUUUUUCUGAAAGAACUAAUUCAGGAUUGUAAAUUUUUGUAUGAUAGUUACCUAACCAAAACGAAACCUAUGAAUACUCUAACACCCGAAGAAGAGACAGCCUUUCUUAGGGAUAUAAAUUGUCGUAUAUGUGGCGAUAUUUUAGGUAACGAUAGGGUGAAAGAUCAUUGUCACUUAACGGGGCAAUAUCGAGGUGCGGUACAUAACCAUUGCAAUCUGCAAUAUCAUCUACCUAAAUUUAUUCCAAUAUAUUUCCACAAUUUUUCUUCGUACGACUGUCACCUCUUCUUUAAAGAAUUAGUUGAAUUUGGAGGUGAAAUAAGAGUCAUACCUCAAAACAAAGAAAAAUAUAUUUCAAUGUCUUAUUUCAUUAAUAUGGAUAACGAGUCAACCGACUCUAGUUCUUUAAAAAGUACAGUUGUUGUAGGAGAAGAAGAAGAUUCGAGUGAGGAAGAUGAUGAGGAAUUCCAGCAAGAAGAGGAAAGUGAGGGCAAAAAAGAGAAGAAAAAGAAAAUGAAUAGAUUAGAGCAUCGUUUCUUAGAUAGUUUUCGAUUUAUGCCUACUAGUUUGGAUAAAUUAGCAAGGAAUUUAUCUCGAGAUUCUUUUGUUGCUGUCAGAUCUCAUUUUCCUGAUGAUGAAGCAUUCGAACUUAUGACUAGGAAAGGAGUAUUUCCCUACGAAUAUAUUUCAUCAUUUGAAAAAUUGAAGGAGAAACAACUUCCCCCUAUAGACCAAUUUUAUAAUAAGUUGACAGAUACUGAAUGCUCGUCAGACGAUUAUAGGCAUGCAACAAAUGUUUGGUCACAUUUUCGAUGUCAAACUAUGCAAGACUACAUGGAUUUGUAUUUAAAAGCUGAUGUCUUGCUUUUAGCAGACGUAUUUGAAAAUUUCAGGAGCUUAUGUAUGCGAAUUCACGAACUGGACCCUUGUCAAUAUCUCACAGCACCAUCUCUAUCUUGGGAUGCAAUGCUACUAUGUACUAAAGUCGAACUUGAGCUACUCAGAGAUAUAGACAUGUACAAUUUCUGCAAAAAUGGUAUUCGGGGAGGGCUUACCCAGUGCUCAAACAGACACUCGGUAGCAAAUAAUGAAGAUGCUCCCAAUUAUAAUAGUGCCAAACCAGAGGUAAAUAUCUAUUAUUUGGAUGUAAAUAAUUUAUAUGGUACAGUUAUGACUGAGUGUCUCCCUGAAAAAGAUUUUAGAUGGGUGGAGGGUUAUGAAAUGGAGAAAUUCAAUGAUCCAGCUGUAAUAUUAUCUAUUCCUGACAACGCUCCUACUGGUUUUAUUUUAGAGGUUGAUAUUGAAUAUCCACCGCACCUUCACGACAAACAUAACGAUUUACCUUUUUUGGCGGAGAAAAAGUGUGUUGAGGGCUCAAAAACUGAAAAACUGAUUGCAGAUUUUACUGACAAAACAUCAUACACCAUACACUACAAAUUACUUAAGCAAUCUCUGAAACAUGGACUAAUUCUUAAGAAAGUCCAUAGAGUUUUGGCUUUCACACAAAGCGCUUGGUUAGCUCCUUACAUACUGAAGAAUAAUGAACAUAGGGAAAAGGCUGAAAAUGCCUUUGAAAAAGAUUUUUUUAAAUUAUUGAAUAACUCUUCAUUCGGUAAGACAAUGGAGAAUAUCGACAAAAGAAAAACUGUGAAAAUUGUGACAAUGUGGGUAGAUGAGGCAAACCAAAGAAGAAGGAAUGUUGCUAGUAAAUUAAUCUCGAAGCCAAAUUUUCACAGCCUUUCGAUAUUCUCCGAAAAUAUGGUUGCUAUUCAAAUUAGGAAUGUCAGAGUAAAAUAUGAUAGACCAUUGUACUUAGGGUUCUGCAUAUUAGAUUUAUCAAAGUGGGUGAUGUAUGAUUUUCUGUAUGAUUUUCUAAAAGUGAAAUUUGGUGAGGAUUUUAUUCUAAAUUAUAUGGAUACAGAUUCGUUCAUAUUAACAUUUUACGGACGGAAUUUGUAUUCCGAAUUAUCUUUAGAUGAAAUAUUGGCUAGAUUUGACACCUCAGGGUUUUCAAAAGAAAAUAAAUAUAAACUUCCUCUAAUUAAUAAGAAAAAACUUGGCAUGAUGAAAGAUGAGAAUGACGGAAAAACAAUGGUUGAAUUUGUAGGCCUUCGUCCUAAAAUGUAUGCCAUCAAUGUAGUUGAUAGCGAAGAAGUAAAAAAAUCUAAGGGAGUUAAAAAGUCGGUCCUAAAAAAGUAUACUAUAGAUAAAUAUCGAGAAUGUCUUUAUAACAAAAAGGUUUUUUACGGUACCAUGUUUUCGUUUAGGUCAAGACAGCAUACAAUAUAUACAGACAAAAUUACUAAAAUAUCGCUAAGCCAUCAAGAUGAUAAACGAUUUAUUCUAGAGGAUGGUAUUCACACCUAUGCUUGGGGCCACUAUAGAUUAAAUAACCUUCAUGAAACAAAUGUAAAUAACUCAAAUGAAUCUGUCUCAAUGGACUUGGAUUAAAAUAUAAAUUUAAUUAUGAUUUAAGUUUCAAUAUAUAGAUAAAAGAGCAUAGUAAUAAUAUUAAUUUAAUUGUCUUUACUCACUAUAAAUGUCAUCAUAUUAAUAUUUUCUCGCAA